AUGGCGCUCUUCAAGCUGCUCGUCGACUGCGGCGUCGUGCACGCGACGGGCGAGCCGGACGGGCGGCGGAUGAUCACGGUUGGCGGGGAGCAGUUCGAGGGCCUCAAGGGCGUGGGUGCGGGCCCGAGCAAUGGGGUGCGUGCGGGCGCGGGCGGCGGAGAGAAGAAAAGAGAGGGAGCAGACUCUGCUGGUACUGUUGUGCUCGAUGCUGAUGAACAGCCGUGA
Messenger RNA from Heterobasidion irregulare TC 32-1, 225 nucleotides. RefSeq lists its product as uncharacterized. The coding region runs from base 1 to 225 and encodes 74 amino acids. The transcript is spliced from 2 exons. The record is from RefSeq and is a predicted model, not a curated record. NCBI's taxonomy places the organism in Eukaryota, Fungi, Basidiomycota, Agaricomycetes, Russulales, Bondarzewiaceae.